This is a messenger RNA of Anopheles coustani, 3670 nucleotides long. RefSeq names its product transmembrane protease serine 9-like. Bases 164 to 3670 code for a protein of 1168 amino acids. The transcript is spliced from 6 exons. Gene Ontology annotation, biological process: proteolysis. The record is from RefSeq and is a predicted model, not a curated record. Lineage: Eukaryota; Metazoa; Arthropoda; Insecta; Diptera; Culicidae. Gene Ontology annotation, molecular function: serine-type endopeptidase activity.
CGGAUUACUUUGCGGUCAGCGUCCGCUUGGAAUUGUGUUUACAUCCAACGCUGGGGCGUGUGUGAGUGUAAGUGUGUGUUUGGGAAUUCCCCGGAGCACUUCGAGCGGUCGCGACGUUGGGAGGCGAAGGCGCACGGUAAAGGUUAUCAGUGUCCGGAACACGAUGGUUCGCCUCGCGGGGUGCUACGCAUUAGCGCUUGGGACGCUGUUGGUCCUGAUUGCACCGAGUACGGCGCAAAGCUGUGGCAUACGGAAGGCGGCCAACACGCUCGUGUGGAAAGGCCAGGAGGCAAAGGACGGAUUCUGGCCCUGGCAUGUGGCCUUGUGGCGCAGUACGGGUGGAACGAUCAGUUACUUCUGCGGCGGAACCAUACUCGAUAACAACGUAGUGCUAACGGCGGCUCACUGUUUGCAGACCCCGCUGGGACCGAUCAGCCGGGAACAGAUCACGGUGCAGGUCGGUCGCAACCGACUGAAGUUAGCGGACGACCGGACGAAGGAGCACGAAGUGGAUCAGGUGUUCAUCCACCAAGAUUAUACCUCUAACACGGUGACCGGCGAUAUCGCCCUGAUCAAGCUUGCCACUGACAUUACGUACACGAACUUCAUCCAGCCUAUCUGCCUGUGGAGCGAUGGCCUGCCGUCGAUCGUCGGACGGCGCGGGUUUGUCGUGGGAUUCGGCAUCGACGAGUCCAAUCGGCCACCCGGAUCGCUCCGCGAAGCUCAGCUGCCGGUGGUGGAUAACUUCCAGUGCGUGAAAAGCAACCCUGGCUUCUUCAGCCAAACGCUUACAGAGAAAAUGUUCUGCGGCGGCGACCGGAACGGUACGAGCGCGUGCAAUGGCGACAGCGGAGGUGGUCUGUUUUUCCAGUUCGGCGAAACAUGGUACAUCCGCGGCAUUGUAUCGUACACCCAGAGCCGGCAGAUCGACGGGGCCGAUUAUCUAGUUUGCGAUCCGCACGAGUACACCGUGUUCACGGACGUGUCGAAGUAUCUCGACUGGAUUGCACCGUAUCUGCGCAAGGCAGGCGGUGUUGCGACGCUUCCGCCACCGGUGGACAAUAGCCCGAAGCUAAACCUGCUGAGCUUGGAUACGUGCGGUAGCAACGCCUAUCCGUAUCAGGAAGAAUCUUCGAAACCGGUCUUCCUCGGGUAUCCCUGGGUCGGGCUGCUCGAGUACACCGAAACCGGUGCGCGCGAGAAGAAAACCCUCUGCCAUGCGACGCUCAUUAGCGACCGUUACCUAAUAACUGCCGCGCACUGCAUCGUGAAUCUGCCUCCUCGGUACAAGCUCUCAACGGUCCGUCUGGGCGAGUACGAUAAGACCACCAACAACGAUUGCGGCGUCAUCGACGGAAGUACGGUGUGCGCACCGCCAGUGCAAACGCUACGCAUCGAGUCCGUCAUCGCGCACAAAUCCUUCAAUACUCCAAAGUUUGCGAACGAUAUCGCGCUCGUCCGGUUGCGCGAUCGGGCCGACGUCAGCAAGCGCAACGUCAAGCCGAUCUGUCUCCCGUUCUCGAAGGAACUGCGCAGCUUCAAACCGUCCGUGUUCACGCUGACCGCUUGGGAGGCAGGCUCGUCGGCGGCCAAGAUCGAGCGAUCGGAGCGCGGCGUCGUCGAUACCGUGGAGUGCCAGCAGAAGUACACCGAGGAGUCGAUCGCGCUGGAAAAGUCCUUCCGCGAGAUUUGCGUCCUGCAGCAGGCGGCGACGGGUUCGCGCUGCAAGUUCCCGGCCUCCGCCGCACCACUGCAGGCGGUCCAGAAUGUAAGAGGAACCCAGCGCUACGUACUGCACGGUAUGCUGUCGUACGGCCCGAAAACAUGCAGCACUUCCUUCCCGGAUGUGUACGUCAACGUGGGCAGCUUCAUGGAGUGGAUUUUAACGGCCGGCACGGUUAGGGGAUUUUUGGCAGCACUGUUGGUGGUCACGGUAGUGUUUUUGGCGUCCGCGAACGCAGAAACAUUGUCGUGUGGUGAGCGAAAGGUGAAAACGGUCUACCUGGUGCAGCAUGGCACCGAAACGAAGGAAGGUCACUGGCCGUGGCAUACGGCCAUCUACCAUCGGGAAGGGAAGGAGUUCAAUUACGCCUGCGGCGGAUCGAUCCUCGAUAGGAACACGAUUCUCACCGCCGCGCACUGUCUUUACAACCAGCGGGGGGCACUGGUGAAGCUGGACGAACUGUCGGUGCAGCUCGGACGCAAUCAGCUAUCGGAAGCGAGCCCCAGCUCGCAGGAGCACGUCCCGUUGGAGCUGAUCGUGCACCCGGACCACAACCGGAACAGCGUGGCGAACGACAUAGCGCUGAUUAAGCUGGCCACCGAAAUCACCAUGACGAACUACAUCCAGCCGGUUUGUUUGUGGAACAUGGAACCGGAUCAAAAACUGAUCGCCGGCAAGAACGGCACCGUGGUGGGCUUCGGGCUGACCGAGCACGAUCGAGUGUCGGACUAUCUUCGGCAGGCGCAGAUCACCGUCGUCGACACGUGGACGUGCAUUGAAAGUGAUCGCGCGGUGUACGGGAACUCGCUCACCAGCAGCAUGUUCUGCGGCGGUGGCCGGAAGGGUGUGAGCGCCUGCAACGGGGACAGUGGGGGUGGAAUGUUUUUCGAGCUGGCCGAGACGUGGUACGUGCGCGGUAUCGUCUCGUUUAUGCCACUGCGUGAAAACGUCGGACUGUGCGAUGGUACGAAGUACACCGUGUUCACCGAUGUGGCCAAAUAUCGGGAGUGGAUCGAGAUGUACAUCACCCCGACGUCGGCCUCCGUCCCGACCGAUCCGUUGCUGGUGGACAACAGUCCCAAGCUGCGGCUACUCAAUUUCAAUAAGUGUGGCAUUAGCGUCAAUCUGACCGGAAGCUCGAACGAUAGUUUUCUGACAAAUCCGUGGGUUGGCUUGGUGGAAGUGAUCCCGAGGGGACAGAACCGAUCACAAGUGCUCUGCCACGUGACACUCAUCAGCGAAUGGUACGUCCUUGGACCGGCGCACUGCUUCAUUAACGAUGGACAGGUGCGAACUAUUCGAUUGGGCGAUUACGAUACAUCCACGGAUACGGACUGUGUUGAGCGGCAGGGUACAACGGUGUGUGCGCCACCACUCCAAAGGCUCCCGAUACAAACCAUCCACAUACGCCCGGACUACAACCGCAUCUCCAUCACGGACGACAUAGCGCUCGUUCAGCUGCAACAACCGGCCGACAUGACGCAACCGAACGUACGUCCCAUCUGCCUCCCGGUGACGCUGGCCCAACGCAGCUACAAGCCAGAAAACUUUACACUGGCCGGUUUCCCAACGGAGGACGGCACCGUCGUCGCGGAAAGUAAUCCAACGUACCUCAACUCGGUCAACUGCCAGCAGCGCUUCAACGAGAUUGGGUUUCCGUUGCGCAAAAGCUACACCCAAACCUGUGCCAAUGGGCUGCCGGCGAACCAUACCGGGCCGUGCAUACGCAUAAUGUCCGGCGCGCCGCUACAGACGGUGCAAACGUUUGGCCGGCGUGAACGACGCUUCCUGCAGGGUAUCCUAUCGUUUGGGUCGCGUGAGUGCGAUCCUACCGUGCCGGAUAUCUACACCAACGUUGCGUCGUACCUCGAGUGGAUCCUGUACAACAUGAAGGACAUCAAAGUCAAUGCACUGGAUACGCGGGAUCGGCUGGUGUUUACGAAUUAG